CUGUAAACUUAUGAAAAUGUCAUCGUGACUUUGUUCAACGUUAUACGAAUAUUUAAACGUGUACAGUCCAGUAUAUGACAAGGUUCUGUUUCUGCAGACACGCAAUAUGUCAUCUUGACUUUGUUUGACGUUCCAGGAAUAUUGAUAGAAGAAUAGUCGAGGAUGUUACAUAUUUCUGUAUUCGCAAGUAUGAAAACGCUGGCGUUGAUGUGUCUCUUUGUUGCGGUUGCCGUCGCUGUUCUGCCGAAAAAACGUGGACCAAACAUACACAAAGUUCAAAACGUCAGAGAUAUUCCAAAGAUGAAGACGCUUCAACGCCGCGAUAAUGCUGGAGAUGAUAUAAACGGCAAUGACGCUGACGACCUACCAGAGUGGCUAGGGGUGGCUCUGGAUAUGUAUACGUUGGAUGGGGUGGAUACGGUGGAGCGGGUGGUCGAUAAUCAAUCAUGGCAGAAGGCAUGCGUAUGACCAAGACGACGUUUGUAUGGGUGCAUCAACAUACUGUAUUUUCGCUUUUCUGUAUUGUUGAUGUAGUAGUUAAAGAUCGCAACAUUCGAA
This is a messenger RNA of Dreissena polymorpha, 558 nucleotides long. RefSeq lists its product as uncharacterized. The record is from RefSeq and is a predicted model, not a curated record. NCBI's taxonomy places the organism in Eukaryota, Metazoa, Mollusca, Bivalvia, Myida, Dreissenidae. The transcript has 3 exons. The coding region runs from base 163 to 468 and encodes 101 amino acids.